Molecule: messenger RNA, 744 nt
Organism: Fusarium subglutinans
Lineage: Eukaryota; Fungi; Ascomycota; Sordariomycetes; Hypocreales; Nectriaceae
Product: cytochrome p450
Exons: 1
Coding region: 1-744 (247 amino acids)
Molecular function (GO): monooxygenase activity; oxidoreductase activity, acting on paired donors, with incorporation or reduction of molecular oxygen; iron ion binding
Source: RefSeq, a predicted model, not a curated record
AUGCUGGCGGCAGCUGACUCUCACCAACCCGUCCAGGACUAUGAGUCCAAGAAGCUGCUCGUGUCGCUUCUCGAGACACCUGCCAGCUAUGAAAAGUGGUUCGAGCGGUACGCCUCGGGAGUUGUUUUCCGCAUUGGGUUCGGCAAGUGGAUAGAGACAUGCGAUGAGCCCGCUGUCAAGCGAAUUAUCCAAGUUGUCCAUAACCUAGAACGUGUCGCAUCACCUGGAGCCUAUUUGGUGGAUUCGAUGCCAGUCCUUAACAGCUUGCCGGAAGUGGUAGCCCCCUUCAAGAAAGAGGGACGAAGACUACACGAGGAAGAACUGAGUCUUUUUAGAGAGCUUCAGUCUGACGUGCGUCGCGGAUUGCAGAAGGGCUCUGGCGCCCAGUCAUUCACACGAACGUUCCUCGAGAACAAGGACAGCUAUCAGCUCUCGGAUGACGAGGGGGCGUACGUGAUCGGCACCUUGUUCGAGGCUGGAAGCGGCACCACGGCGGCGACCAUGAUGUCGUACUGUCUCGCCAUGUGUCAUUUCACAGAGUGGCAGAGGAAGAUACAGGGCGAGCUCGAUGAGCAAGUGCAUGCCCGACUUCGAGGAUCUGCCGAACCUUCCGACGGUGCGUGCUGUUAUCAAGGAGGUGCUGCGGGGGCGCCCUGUCACAGCAGGUGGGUUUCCUCACCAGCUGACCAAGGACGACGUGUACGAAGGGUUUAUCUUCAAGAAGGGGACGAUAUUACAUCCUAA